Macadamia integrifolia is the source of this 1221-nucleotide messenger RNA. Its product is annotated as (+)-neomenthol dehydrogenase-like. Gene Ontology annotation, cellular component: membrane. The transcript is spliced from 5 exons. Gene Ontology annotation, molecular function: oxidoreductase activity, acting on the CH-OH group of donors, NAD or NADP as acceptor. Lineage: Eukaryota; Viridiplantae; Streptophyta; Magnoliopsida; Proteales; Proteaceae. The record is from RefSeq and is a predicted model, not a curated record. Bases 127 to 1029 code for a protein of 300 amino acids.
UGGCCAUUUAUCAGCCACGCUUCUAUCCUGAACUGUCUGGCUGUGUAUUUAUAUGGUCAGUUUCUUGCAAGCCAUGGAUAAGCUCUCAACCUGGCAGUCUAGAAUUUUUACAACUGAUUGAAGACUAUGGCAGAAGCAAUCACCAGCCCAGCAAAAGAGAGGGUUGCAGUGGUCACAGGAGGAAAUAAGGGAAUCGGUCUUGGGAUUUGCAGACAGUUAGCUUCUAAUGGAGUCACAGUGGCGUUAACGGCAAGAGAUGAGAAGAAGGGUUCUGAAGCUGUUGAAGGUCUUAAGGGAAAUGGGCUCUCCAAUGUGGUUUUUCAUCAACUAGAUGUGACAGACCCAGCUAGUAUUGCUUCCUUUGCUGAUUUCGUCAAAACCCACUUUGGAAAGCUUGAUAUCUUGGUAAAUAACGCAGGGAUUGGAGGAGGGAAAGUGGAUGAUGAUGCUUUGAAGGCCAUAAGACCUGGUGAUGGCAAGACCCCCAAUUGGAAGGAAAUAUUGACUGAAACUUACGAGUUGACAGAAGAAUGUCUGAAAACGAAUUACUAUGGUCCCAAAAGAGUAACUGAAGCGCUUAUUCCCCUGCUUCAGCUAUCCAAUUCUGCAAGAAUCGUCAAUGUUUCUUCCUCCAUGGGAAAGCUGAAGAAUAUUCCUGGUGAAAGGAUUAGGCAGGUUCUAAGUGAUGAUGGUCUCACAGAAGAGAGAUUGGAUGAACUGUUGAAUGAGUUUCUGAAGGAUUUCAAGGAAGAUGAAGCCAUGGAAACAAAAGGCUGGCCUGCUUUCAUGUCUGCUUAUAUAGUCUCUAAGGUAGCUGUGAAUGCUUACACAAGGAUUUUAGCCAAAAAGAUCCCUACCAUCACCAUAAACUGUGUCUGUCCUGGUUUUGUCAAAACUGACUUGAACUACCAGACUGGAGUGUUGAGUGUUGAAGAAGGUGCAGAAAGUGUUGUGAGGUUGGCUUUGCUUCCUGAAGGUGGUGGACGUUCUGGUAUGUUCUUUGUUAAGAAAGAUGAGUCACCUUUUUAAUUUGAAAUGGUUUCAGGAUUUUGCUUGGAGAAGAGAAUAAGGGUUGGAACCUACAGUGUUCUUAUUGUGGCUAGAAAUGGGUACAUGGUAAUAGGGCUGGUGUUGGAUCAUGAUCCAAUUAUAAGAGUUUUUAGAAGAUAUAUUUGAUUAUUUAACUUGCUAUUCUAAUGCUAUCUAUACUUUAUCCAAAAA